CUGUGUAAGGUGAGUGUCCUUGUAUCUGUGCUUGGUGUUGGCAGCUGCCUGUAGUCACAUGAGGGCAGGUGGGUGAUGGAAAUCUGGUCUCAUUCAUUCAACAAAUGUUUUUUCUAAGGUGUUACUAUGUGCAAGGAACAAAGCUAGGUCCUGGGAUGUAAUAAAAUAAUGUGUGUGUGGGGUGCCAUCUUCUGAGAUUAUCAGAGGGUGAGACCAUCAAGAGUAAAAAUAAGACAGAACAUAUUUAGUAAUACAACUAGGAAACAGAGGGUUGUGGGAGCUCAGGUGAGACUUAACCUGGCUUGUGGUGCUACGGAAGGCUUCCUGAAGAGAUGACAUCUAAGAUAAGUACUGAAGGAUGAGUCGUUUUUGCAAGCCAGGAGAGAGUGAAUAUUAGCGUGCAGAACAGUGGACAGAGGAGGCUCUAGAAGUCGUCCUGGCUAAAUCACAGGGGGGCAUGUGCAGGGCAGGGACUUCUGGUGGUUUGAACUUGUUUCUGAGCACAAUUGGGACACACUGGGGAGACUGGACCUAGAGAGGACUAAGGCUCUUAGAGCGCCGAUUCCUGGGAAUCGGCUCCAUUUGGUGCCUGUGACCAGGGCCCCGGUGAGUCCUUAGCUAGAGAUUUCGAGCCCCUUAAGGGAGUUGUCGCAGGAUCCCCACAAAGGCUACCGGCGUUUCUGAACAACCGCGCAACCUCGGGGGCCGGAUAGUUACAGGUAAUCGGCCAGUCUCAGAAGAGCCCCAGGACUGGCUCGAGUGUGCAGCCGCCCCGGAAAUGACGCGCGGCCCCGCUGGCCGUGCGGAAGUGGAGAUGGCGGAGCUGUACGUGAAGCCGGGCAACAAGGAGCGCGGCUGGAACGACCCGCCGCAGUUCUCAUACGGGCUGCAGAACCAGAUUGGCUGGCCCAAGCGCACGCCACUCACAAAAAGAGUCGCCGCCCCCCAGGAUGGAUCCCCCAAAGUCCCUGCCUCAGAGACUUCUCCUGGGCACCCCCCAAUAGGACCUCCACCUCCUUCAAGUAAGGCUCCCAGGCUGCCAUCUAUGGGAGGAUGUCCCACCUCUGGUUUGGAACCUACAAGUUUUCCAGUCAUGGAGUCUGAGACUGUGCUGGAGGAUGUGCUGAGACCUUUGGAACAAGCACUGGAGGACUGCCGUGGCCACAUGAGGCAGGUAUGUGAUGACAUCAGCCGACGCCUGGCACUGCUGCAGGAACAGUGGGCUGGAGGGAAGCUGUCAAUACCUGUAAAGAAGAGGAUGGCUCUGCUGGUGCGAGAGCUUUCAAGCCACCGGUGGGAUGCAGCAGAUGACAUCCACCGCUCACUCAUGGUUGAUCAUGUGACUGAGGUCAGUCAGUGGAUGGUGGGAGUUAAAAGAUUAAUUGCGGAAAAGAGGAGUCUGUCUUCAGGGGAGGAAGCCACUGAAGAGAAAUCUGCAGCUGAAGAGAUCCAGACCUUCUCGGCCUUCCUCCGGGCUCCAUAAUCCUGUGGGUUCCCCAGACUCAGUUCACAUCAUCUCUGCCUUGGUGUGGGAGGCCUUCUCUCACUUGACUCCGUACUACCAAGGAGACUGUCUGCCUUAUUGGGGUCUUUGGCCUGACUCACUUUUUGGGGAAGAGGUCCCACCUGGGCCAUGGGGAGAUCAGUUGUUAUUCGUAGCAUAUGCAUUUCAAUAAAAACAACUCAAUGGUGGGCUCUUGGUAGGAGAGAUGAGCCCUUCCUAUGCCAAA
Molecule: messenger RNA, 1730 nt
Organism: Choloepus didactylus (southern two-toed sloth)
Lineage: Eukaryota; Metazoa; Chordata; Mammalia; Pilosa; Megalonychidae
Gene: SRA1
Product: steroid receptor RNA activator 1
Exons: 5
Coding region: 779-1483 (234 amino acids)
Biological process (GO): regulation of transcription by RNA polymerase II
Cellular component (GO): nucleus
Source: RefSeq, a predicted model, not a curated record